AUGCCUUCAAAUCUUGGCGUUGUGGAAAUCCCCGCCCUCGCCAAGGUGACAUGGGACUUAUACAACCAAUGUCAGGUCAUCGCGAAGGGUGCUCCUACAGGAUUUCAAAAGCUAGUAACUGAGCUGGGCUCUUUACAAGGAACUCUGAGCAACUUUCCCGACAAUAUGAACUCCAACGUAUCCUUCUUCGAGAAGAUGGAGAAUGAUCGCAAACAGACGUUCGAACGAACCCUCAGCACUUGUCUCGCGACCCUACAGCGAUUGAAAGAGCUCCUUGCCAGGUUAAAGGGAUCUGAAACCGGCGACGGAAAGGGGAUCUGGCAAAAGAUCAAAUGGGCCACACAAAGAACUCAGAUUGAAGAUAUCAGAUCCAAGAUCAUGGUGCACACUUGCAAUCUGAGUCUAUGUAUAAGCUCUAUAGGAAAUGCCUCGCUUGCUCGUAUAGAGAAAGCAAUGGUUCUGGCGAUGGAAGAAGAUGAACAGAUUGUUCUCAGCACAGAGGCAUCACCUGUUCGGGAUACAGAUUCUGUUGUCUCGCCGAUGAGCCCGGCCCGGGGUGUGGUGGUGGAGCUACCAGCUAAUAACGAAGAAGAAUGCGAAAUCGAUAUAAUCCAGGAAGUUCGCGCCAGAAUGUUGGAGUUGGCUAAUAACAGAAGCUCCGUCGGUAGCAGCAACAAUGUCAAACAUACAUCCACAUCCUCCGAAUCGGCAAUAACUCAAUCCGAUGAUUCGCUCUUCGAGGCUACUUCGCCGACUUCUUGGUUAUCCUUGAACACAUCACCAUUACUACCUACUGGGAGCCGAAUGAAUUACACACGGAUGAGCAGUGAGCAGCUCCUUUUUGGCGGCUCGAUUGAUGGUCGGACACUUGAUGGUGAAAUGUGGACGAACGAUUCUGACCUGGGGGAGAAGCAAGUGGUACAUCAUACUCGAUCCUACUCAGAUUCUGACUACGCCCAUCCUCACGUCAUUGAGGCCGUGACAUCUGCUAUACAACACCUUCAUGAUGUUCGGUACCAGGAGCAUCUCUCAAGGUCCAUACGCUUUGAGCCGCAGAACCAACUACAUAAACCAACCGCAGAAACUUUGAAAGUAUUUGAGGCAUCUGUGAAUGACGGGUUGCAGAUCACAAGGCUAACGACAAGAGAUUGGCUUCGCAUGGCGACUUGGUGGUUGUUGAAGGCGCGCACGACGUUGGCGAAUUGCAACAGACAUAACUAUGUCAGUGCCCGUGGUAGUCUGAGUCCCUCCAUGGAAUCCAGAUCGACUAGUCACCAAGCUUAUCAUGACCUCCUCAAGGCUUCAUAUAUUCUGUACGAUAUCGUUCUAGAGGAAGAGGCCUCUUCUUCUCCUUUGGUUGAUGAGGAUCGGAAGUCAAUUGUCGAGCUUUCUGAAGCUAUCAACGAGGAACUUUCCCAAUAUACUUCCGUCGACAUUCCCGAACUGUCGAGUCUACAUACCCAAAACCUUGCCCUCUGGGAGCCCAUGCAGCCGGAGGAAAUCUGGGAUGGUGCCAUCGAUUUGGAUCUUGGCUUGGAUAAUAUGCGCUGGAUUGCUGUCGAUCCAGAGGAUGCAGGGAGCGAACAGGAAAAGGUUUUGUAUCGCACCUUUGUAAAUGCCGGCAUCGGUGGCAAAAGUCUCGUAUGCGCACAAAGGGGGCUCCCUAUAUGCUCUUGUUGGCAACGCGGGAAGGGGAAAGCGAACCAAAAAUUGUUCUCUGCAACCAAAGUGGCACACUGUGUCUUGAACGAGACUGUAAUCGUACUGGAUGAUCUACCGCCCCUUAUCGAAUUAUCAAAUGCCACUUUAACUGGCUUUCCUGGUGCCCGAGUCUCAGAACCUGUGCCAUUCAAAUUUGCGGAUAUGAGUGUUUCGAUAUCAUUUCAGUUUGAUGCAGAUCUCGCACAAUUCAUCAAUAUCCCGAAAACCUACUUUGACGCUGUGUGGCAAAGAGAACCAAUUGAUGCAGCCGACUUUACCGAGAGCGUUAUUUUCAACACCUCGGUGGAUAUGUUCGAGCAGCUGAACACGCCGACCAUGAAAUCAAUGAACCCUCCUGUCGUGGUGAAAUCCUGCGAGAUGCGUAUUCUGGAAAGGUCUUUUGGGGAAGCCUGGCGGUCUAUCCGACGCAUGGUGAUCACUUCCUCUGCUGCCGAGAAGUCCCCAGGAACGAUGGAAUUAUUCAUGCCUCUCAGUGGAGCUCAGAUCAACCGAGGAAACAUGUCCCGCCAGGUGGUUUUGCAGUGGUCCGAUACAUGCCAGGCGCGAUCUGACAAGACUGAUGGCAAUUACAACACCUUGCACUCCUACGUGUACGACGACACUGCGCCAAAUAUUGGUGUCGGUCUGCAGUUUCACUCACAUCAAGAGGCGGAAGAUUUUCAAAAAGCCGUUCUAGAAAUGAACUUCCGUCCGGAGUUUUCCUGGUCUCAGCCCAGUAGCUCUGGUUUCACCUACAAUGUGGUUGAUGCAGGCACUGAACACAAGCAAUACAAAGCUGUGCUAGUAUUCCGAACUCGUUCAUCGUGGAGAUAUUCAGACUUGUACUAUAUUUAUCGUGACGCGGACUAUACAUACGAUCACUCCUCAUUCAGCAUCCAUUUCCCCCGCAUCUACUGCACAGACUACAUCUCAACGCAUGUUGACCAGCUCUACCUCCCAGAAAGCUAUGUCACAUUCUCUCAUUGCGACAAAAAGACCACCCAGACAACUAUCGAGUUUGGCGACGAUCUAGUAGCUCGCACAUUCCUCAGCUCCCUCUCUCCUCUGUACGAACUCCUCUAUUCCAGACGUAUCCAGUCCCUAUCACCGAAAAACAAUUCGCUCUUUGGGUUCCAAAUUUCCGGAAGGAGGAGUGCCAAUAUACAGCUAUGGCGUCGGGGAACGGCUUUCCAGCUUGCUGCACGAUGGGAUGGCUCCGUACCGGACAAGUGGCUUACCAUGUCCGUUCCAUCCGAGUUCAUCGAUUUCUCAAAAGACAAUACCCGGCUCACCCUUCCUCGUCUUCCGUACUUUCGUGGCAUAACACUUGAUAUGAUGAAUGUGAUGGCUCGGAGCCCUAAGAACUCCAAUGCCAAAAACAAAGAGGGUGCCAUGUCGAUUUCUUUUCAAACAAGCGAAGAUCGAGACGAGUUUCUGGCUGUAUUACAAGGGCAGCAGUUACCGAAGUUCCUAUAA
Messenger RNA from Penicillium crustosum, 3177 nucleotides. RefSeq lists its product as uncharacterized. The transcript is spliced from 6 exons. Lineage: Eukaryota; Fungi; Ascomycota; Eurotiomycetes; Eurotiales; Aspergillaceae. Bases 1 to 3177 code for a protein of 1058 amino acids. The record is from RefSeq and is a predicted model, not a curated record.